AUGACAACCUCAUACAUUUUGGAUAAUACUAAAGAACACAUCAAAGACAUUGGAAAUAAUAAAGUUUCAACUCCAUUAGCGUUGGGUGCCGGUCAUGUUGAUCCUAAUAGAGCAAUUGAUCCUGGUCUUGUUUAUGAUGUUGGUGUACAAGAUUAUGUUAAUCUUCUUUGUGCACUUAACUACACGCAACAAAACAUCGCCGUCAUUACAAGAUCCACUUCUAAUAAUUGUUCUAAACCUUCAUUGGAUCUCAAUUAUCCUUCUUUUAUUGCUUUUAGCAAUAGUAAAAAUUCUUCUUCAAGGAUAAUACAACAGUUUUACAGAACAGUUACCAAUGUUGGUGAAGGACAAACAACUUAUGUUGCUAAAAUUACACCAAUUAAAGGGUUCAACAUAAGUGUUAUCCCAAAUAAGUUGGUAUUCAAUAAGAAGAAUGAGAAGAUAAGCUUCAAAUUGAAGAUUGAAGGCUCAAUAAAUACACAAAAUGAUGAAGUAGUUUUUGGGUACCUCACUUGGGAGGAUGGGAAGCAUGUGGUGAGAAGCCCUAUAGUGAUAACUACACGCAAUUUCAGUUUGUAG
Lathyrus sativus (Indian pea) is the source of this 579-nucleotide messenger RNA. The record is from the annotation of a GenBank genome assembly. NCBI's taxonomy places the organism in Eukaryota, Viridiplantae, Streptophyta, Magnoliopsida, Fabales, Fabaceae.